UCAGUUUGGAGCUGCUCAACACACAACUGCUAUAGCCUGCCGUCCCCUCUUAAGCUGUGCAUGUGUGUGUGUGUACUUGUGCACACACACAUACACUGAGCGAGGCAGACGUCUCCGAAGACUCAACAGGAGAUUUCACCGAACUGCGCGGCAGACAAUCACUGACGCAUGGUCCAGCCUGAAACCAACUUGAAUUAUAGAGCUGCUGUUUUUCUGUCGUGAUUAUUUCCUUCACCCUUCCUUCAUCCUGAUCGACGAGAAGUGGACGCGGAUGAGUACGGACGGCUCUUGCAUUUGCAUUGGAUUGGAUUGUCCACACCCCUUCGGAGAUAAGGACGGGGACUGAGCUCUCGGUUGCGCCUACAGGAGAAGGAGAAAGUGACACUGGGAAGACCGAAGGCGAAACAAGAGGCGAGACUUCACUGAUUUGGGGAAUUUAUUCACUUUGAUUGGCAGGAAAAGUCGUCCAGUUUUCCUCGUCUGACUACCUUCCACCGGAACCAGCUUGUUACUGAACAAUUUGGAUUUACAUCAGAUGAUACCUCCCCUGGCGGCAGACAUGGAGUCCCUCCAGAGCUGUGUCCACCAUGUCCCUCUCCGUGCGGCCUUCGCGCCGAAUUGUUUCCCGGUCCAUCACUAGGAGUCAGUCCUUCGCCGGAGUCAACUCCUACGACAAACCCUAUAGGUCCCUCGCUGUGUUCAGCACCCCAGGGUGCACCAGGAAAGCCUCCAACAGAGGAAGCAGGAUGUUCACCCUCUCCGCCAAAUCAGUGCCCCCUAAGGUGCCUCAGCCUGAGAGGCUGGAUGAGGUCUACGAGGCCCUAAAGAGAGGCCUGCAGUCCUACCUGCAGGUCCAUCAGAUGGAGCUGGACAGCCUCAGCAGGCAGAUGAAGGAAUCCAAGAGGAACUCCCGCCUGGGCUUCCUAUAUGAACUGGACAAGCAAGUGAAGGUUAUUGAAAGGUUCAUGAGACGGCUGGAGUUCCAUCAGAGCAAGAUUGACGAGCUGUAUGAUGCCUACUGCAUGCAGCGGAGACUGCGGGACGGGGCGAAUAAGAUGGUGAAGGCCUACACAGCGUCCAGCAGCAGCAGAGAGGCCAGGGAGAGUCUGUCCGAGGCCAACAAGGGCUUCAAGGAAUACACAGAGAAUAUGUGCAUGCUGGAAAACGAGCUGGAAAAUCAACUUGGAGAGUUCCAUAUCAAAAUGAAAGGUCUGGCAGGCUUCGCGAGGCUCUGUGCAGGGGACCAGUACGAGAUCUUUAUGAAAUAUGGUCGUCAGCGGUGGAAGCUCCGGGGCCGGAUCGAGAUCAACGGCAAGCAGGUGUGGGACAGCGAGGAGAUGGUCUUCCUGCCGCUCAUCACCGAGUUCCUGUCGAUAAAGGUAACAGAACUCAAGAGCCUAGCCAAUCACGUGGUGGUGGGGAGCGUGUCUUGUGAGACCAAGGACCUGUUUGCUGCGCUGCCUCAAACGGUGGCUGUUGACAUCAACGACCUGGGCACUAUCAAACUGAGCCUGGAGGUCACCUGGAACCCCUUCGAUAAGGACGACCAGGCCUCCUCCGCCAGCACUGUCAACAAAGCUCCCACAGUCAACAAGCGCUUCUCCACCUACAACCAGAGUCCCCCAGACACGCCGUCUCUGCGCGAGCAGGCCUUCUAUAACAUGUUGCGGCGACAGGAGGAUGUGGAGAAUGGCACGGCUUGGUCCAACUCCUCCGAGUCGUCCGACGACUCGUCCAGCCCCCAGCUCUCCCUGGGCCUACGCCACACCAACAAGAACGUGGUCCAGCCAGAGGUGCAGGCGUCCGCCCCGGCCAUCGAGAUCUCCUUUGCCCCGCGCGAGUCCGCCACCUCCACCCCCACCCGCCUAGCCAAUCAGAAGGAGGAGGAGGAGGAGGAGGAGGAGGAGGAAGAGACUGCAACUGUGAAAGUCAAAGCCAGCCCUGUGGCGUUGGCAGCUGCAACAACAACAACAACAGCAGCAGCGGCCGCCGGCGUGGAUGCUGGGAAGACGGAGAUGCCAAAUGGUCAUGCCCGAUACUCGCGCUCGCUGAGUCACAUCAGCGAGAGCAGCGUGGAUGGCGCUCUGACGGACAGGUCGACCAGCGACUCGGUCGAGCCAUCUGAGGUGGCCUCGGUCGCGUCUGGCAUAUCAGUCAACGACAUCAUCAUGGAGAUGCCAGUCAGGGCGGAGCCUGCAACCGCAGUGGAGGUGACCCAGGAACCCAGCACUGCAUCGGAGCCAGAAAGCUCCUGUAACGAGGCCCUGUCCUCCGAGGAGCUGCCCGCGGGGCAGCAGGACUCGGACGCGUGUUCCGUCACCACGGCCUCUGAUGAGCCCCAGCCCGAGCCCAAGCCGGACCUCCCCUCAGAGCCGGCGUCCGAGGCUGACUCUGAGAUCAGCUCCAAGGCCUUCUCAGAGGAGACCAGGUCAAUGGACUCGUCGUCACGGACUGAGGAGGCGUUGGUCCAGCAGGGUGACUCUGCGGCCUUUCCCAGGACUGAGUCCCCCGCUCCGAGCCAGGAGCCGGAGGCCAUGGUGGUGAGGGCCCAUGUGGCUGUGGUGGAGGCCGAGGAGGAGCCUGGGCCCGCAGUAGAGGCCAAGCCCUCGGACAGUGAGGGGGAGGAGACAGUGGACAUUGGGCUGGACGAGGCGCUGACUGGCGUCAUCUCCUCUCUGGAUGAUUACAGAGGGCAGUUUCCAGAGCUGCAGGUCCUGGAACAGGAGCUGAGACAACUGGAACAAGCACUGUCGGGCUGUAGCCGCAGCCGCUCCUCCAGCGUCAGCCUGACGGUGGAGACGGCACUCGAGAGCUUUGACUUCCUCAACACGUCGGACCUAGAGGAGGAGGAAGAGGAGGAGGAGGAAGGAGGGAGGCCGAGUGGGACGGACAGUGAGCGGCCAGCUGAUGAAAGUGCGGGUGAAGACGAAGGCUGUGAGGAGCGCUGCUGGGAGUCUCCCUCCGGCCCACUCAGCACAGCAUGUCUGGCUCUAGACCGCACCCUGCUGGUGCAUCUGAGGAACUGCAGCUCCCAGCUACUGCGCCUGGGCACAUUUGGCCCGCUGCGCUGUGGGGAGAUGUACGCUCUGGACCGCCUGCUGAGGGAGGCCCGCGUGCUCGAGCUUAUCAGACGAGUCGCCAAAGAUUCGACAGAGGGCAUGAGUCAGCCUGAAGAGGUGGUUCCCCAGCUAGAUCAGUGCCAGGGGGCAGUGUUGCUAUGGAAGCAGUGUAUGGAUGGCAGCAGUGAGAAGGGUGGUGUCUACAGCACGUCCACAGAGGCCUUUCUGCACGCGCUCAGUACCACCUACUCCAGCAGACUACCAGAGCGAGCAGCAAGCUUGGCUGAUUCAGUGUUCCUGCGGCUGGUGGAGAGAAUGCUGGAGCGGAGGCUGCCCAGACGAGGAGGAAGGACCAGAGAGAUGAUCACGCUCUUCCAAUUCUGGAGCUACUUGGAGGCUGAGGGAGUCAUCGAUCUGGACACACACGUCACUGAGCUGGCUGAGGAGGUGUGGCUGGUCCAGUGUCUGCAGUGUGGGGACCAGGACGCACUGGUGAAGGCGCUGAAGAGGCCCCCGGAGAGCAGCCUGAAGCGGGAGGGCCUGCGGGCCGUCAGCCUGCUGCUGAGAGACCCCCGCGGGAAGGUGUGCAGCGCCGCCAGCUCCCUGCUCCGCAGCCUGGCAGACCAGCCGCGCCACCGAGAGCGGGCACUGGUGAGCUGCCUGGAACUUCUAGAAGAUGAGAGUUUGGAGACGCGAGUGUGUGGAUGCAAAGCACUUGCAUGCCUGAGGGCCAAAGAGAGCAUCGACCAGCUGGUCUACCUGUGUCGCACUGACAAGGAAGAUGUGAGGGAUGCCGCCAAGCAAGCCCUGCUGGUGCUGGGUGAGGAAGGCAAAAUGGCCCACCGACAUGUGGAGUCGUCGCAGGACGGAGUGGCCCGACUAUUCGCCCCUGGCAGCAUGGCCAGCACAGCGUUCUGAUCCGGCAGGAAGCAGCCACGCCCUUAAAUCUCCACAAACACACACACAACUGAACCAUGUCAACUCAGCUGUGUCUGUCCAAUGUUGCCAAUUCAAAGAGACAGGUGAUGACAGAAAUCACUACACUGUAAAUGUGUGGGUGAAAACAAGCUGACCCACAGCAUGGACUUCACGCUGUAACUGUAUCCUAUUUUCUGACAUGGGGUUGUAAGUGAGGCAGUCAAGAUCAAGAGAGCACGGACACGGACAUUAAUUAUUUACCCACCCACAAGCUGACGAGUAAUCACAAUUAUAAAUCUGUAUAUUAUUCUGUAAUAACAUUUGUUACAAGGGGGAAGGUGUGAUAACGGCAAAGUGUGAUGAAGGAGGGUGAAAUGUUGCGGAAAGCAGAAGAGGAUGGAGGGUUUUGCUGCCUUAGUAUUUGGCCCGAUGGUGUUGCCUUUUUUCCAGAACAUGGACACGUGAUUUUAGAACAGCAUCCAGACAAAAAGCUGGACUACCAGAUGCAAGAGACGACAGUCUGGAUGCCCGCUCGCAGAUUGAGGGUGAAGCAUAUUGGGGGAUAGGGUAGGAGUGUUAUUGUUCACUUUGUCUUUUAUUUGGGGAGGAGUGCACUUUCGAAAUGGUUGACUUUUGAGGUGAGGACAAAAUUACGACUGUGUGGAGUGCUUGGUGUGAGUGUUUGUUGAAGAAUGUUAGUUGGUAAUGCAAGAGGGGUGGUGUGAUUGGUAUCACUCCUUGGGGGUGGGGGGACUGGAGGGAUGGAAACAACACCCCAGACCCCCCCUCCCUCAAACACACCUUAAUAAAAGACCAUUAGGACCUGGAGGGGGGAGGGACCACUAAAGCAUCACAGUGCCAUCAUUCUAUAUUGUCAAAUAUGUAUGCUUUAGAAGAAGAAUCUAUAUGAAUCUAUAUAAAUAUAUAUAUAUAUAUGAAUAUAUUCAAUUGGAAGAAUAUGUGUUUUCUAAAUGUGUUGUAAUUUUAGUUGAAAUGUUUAAAUACUCAGACUAUAUGCAGAACUAUCAAGGGUGCCGAAGCCACAGUAACUUACAAUACACUUGUUGAUGACUCAAGCCACUGGCGUUUUACUGAAGAUUAUUUCUGCUGUAAAGGAGAUGAAGCUUAUGUUUUUUGUUUUGUUCUCAAAUCAGAACUAUUAUUUUGUUGUAGAAAUGUGUAAACUGUGGUGGACUUGGCCUUUUACAGAACAGGAACAGACAACCUCUUAUGACCACAUGAUCUCUGGGUCGGCCCCUGCAUGCACACCGAGAACCUCCAACUCGGGGCGUUCUCUGCCAAGAUGACAGGACAGGGAGACGGGCUCUAUGAGAGAGCCUGGAACUUUUUUAUUUGCUAUUUGAUCCGCUACUUUUAUUUUCCCCAUUCUGUCAGACUUUCAAAUGGGCGCUGAAUAGCCUCUUUAAUGAACAAGUGCCUCAAAGUAAGGGGAGGGGGGGGGGAAAUGCUAAGACUUUAUUUAAGAGUUAAUGAUUGCGGUGCAACAUGACAAACUGCAUCAAAGAUUUCAGUAUAUUUUCCUUAAGACUCACAGAUUGUGCAGCAUUUAAGUGAUUUUUUUUUUCUAUAAAAUGUAUAUUGUCUGACAAGAAUCUUGCCUGACAUCAAGUGUAAAGAAAACCAUUAAAACACAAUUUUAAAAAGA
Messenger RNA from Alosa sapidissima (American shad), 5643 nucleotides. It is a transcript of the gene ripor1, whose product is annotated as RHO family interacting cell polarization regulator 1. Bases 588 to 3977 code for a protein of 1129 amino acids. NCBI's taxonomy places the organism in Eukaryota, Metazoa, Chordata, Actinopteri, Clupeiformes, Clupeidae. The transcript is spliced from 22 exons. The record is from RefSeq and is a predicted model, not a curated record.